Lactuca sativa (garden lettuce) is the source of this 342-nucleotide messenger RNA. Its product is annotated as protein C2-DOMAIN ABA-RELATED 4. Lineage: Eukaryota; Viridiplantae; Streptophyta; Magnoliopsida; Asterales; Asteraceae. The record is from RefSeq and is a predicted model, not a curated record.
AUGACAAUUAAGGUCACAAGCAAAAUUAUUGAAAUCGUUGACAUUCCCAACAUGAAAUUGAAGACUCGAGUGGUGAAGAAAAACCUAAAUCCUGUGUGGGGUGAAGAUUUAACUCUCUCGAUUGUAGAGCCUCUUCCCGAAGUAUACGAUAUGUAUCUAUUUUCAGCCGAUGAUAGAAUAGGGGAUGCAGAAUUCGAAUUCACUCCAUUCUUGGAAGCUGUGAGGAUGCAUUUGAAUUCUAAUAUCUUAAACAACACAAUCAUCACAACUGUGAAACCAAUGAGGACCAAUUGCUUGGCUGAAGAAUGCUACAUAACAUGGACAGAUGGAAGAGUUGCCUAA